ACAUCGAACUUCGCUAAACAGCUCUUAACCAGACCGUAACCAAAACAACCAAGAACAGCGCAGGAAGAAUUCAAUGUAUUAUUUUUAAACUAUAUUUAUUGCCAUAUAUUAGGAUAUCUGCGUUGAGAAACAUUCUAAAACACGUUUGCUUGAUCUACGCUGGAUAUUUUAUUUAUUUUAUAUCAAUAUGAACAAAAGUUUCGAUUCUCCAGGAUAAACCAAUCCACUGUAGCUUGCUUUACUUUCACUUUCCACCUCGCCACGCCAGUGCCAUGGCACGCAUCUGGCUAAGAGGAUACCAGGCUGUCCGAGCAGAUGGAUGAAUAUGGAGGAGUUGGACCUGGAAGAGGAUGUUCGGGUUGUGGUGGCCCUGGAGACCACUGCAAUAGUCGAUGUUUUGUGCUUGCAAAGAAAUAAUGUUCUACAGCAGAUCUAUGGGUUGGUGGAUGCCCGGACACGAGAGCGGGUACAGAACCUGCCCAGCCUCAGGGAGUCUGUGUCGAGUGUUGUGGAUUACUUCAAAAAUUCAGACCAGAACAGAUGCCGCCAUUUUCUGGACACUUUUUGGGGGUUCUGUGAGAAUAUUCCCUUAGAACUAGAGAUACAAAUUUUAUCAGUGGCAGGAUCCUCAACUGGAGCACUGGUAAACAACUCUCAUCUGCCAGAUUUAGAAAAUUCCCCUCGAUCACGUAGUGCAAAACGUGCAUGUCUAGAUCAGGUGCAGAGUUACAUAAAUGCUGUAAAACAUUUUCUACAAAAGAAAUUUGAGAAAGUGACAAAAGACAUAAAGAAAAAGGUUUGUCUAGAUCAGACAUGGCUGUGCUGGAAGAUGCAAAAAUAUGCACGGGUGAGAGACAGACAAGCAAAAGCCCAGGAAGGGGAAGAAGUUUCUACAGAGCAUAAAGAGUCUAUUGAGGCUUUGUUGAAGAAAACAGGCAGAGUGGUGAUGCUAUCAGGUCAAGCUGGGUCUGGUAAAACCCUGUUAAUGCAUUACCUUGGCCACCACUGGGCUCAGGGUUCUUAUCCUUCUAUUCAGCUUCUUUUCCUGCUGGAGUUUCGUCAGCUCAACCUUGUCUCACAGCCCUUGUCUCUGAAAGAGCUCCUGUUUCGUUUCUUUCUUCCAUCUGAGGAGGACCAUGAACAAAGUGAAGCAGUACUCAAUUAUGUUCUCUCUAACCCUGAGAAAAUCUGCUUUAUAUUUGAUGGAUAUGAUGAGUUUGGGGCACGAUUUACAGACCCAAAGGAGCUUGAUGGUGAUGUAAACCAUUACCAGAAGCUGCCACUGGCUGAUCUCCUCUCCGCACUAUGUAGCUCUAAGAUCCUGCCUGGGUGCACAGUGCUGGUCACUUGUAGGCCACGGGAUGCUUUUGAUCUAUUUGGGAGUUCUGGCUAUUUUGUUGCAGAGCUGCUUGGGUUCAAUCAACAACGUGUACAGGAAUACACUGAGGAGUACUUCCAUGAAAAGGGAAGUGAAAUCAAAGAAAGAGCAGUGAGCUUGCUAAUGAACAGUCAUCAUCUGCUCUCCAUGUCUCAUGUUCCAGGUUUGUGUCAUGUUUGCUGUGUCUGCUUAGAUCAUUUCCUCUCCAGAGAUAUGUCUCAGCAACCUAUUCAGCUUCCUACAUCCUUGACACAAAUCUACCUCCAAAUCCUUUCUGCUUUUAUUAAUCGUGGCCAAGGUUGUGGAUCGUCUGAUAAUCAUACCACGUUACUUGAGGCAUAUAGGGUUCAAAUUAAUACAUUGGGCAAGCUUGCAAUGAAUGGUCUGGAGAAAAGCCAGAUAGUAUUCCCGGCAGAUGAACUGCCUACAGAGAUAAUGAACUUUGGCGCCAAUGCUGGAAUUCUGUCUCGUGUGGAUCUCACUUGCGCAGAUGGAUCACGACGUCUGGGCUGUGCCUUCACUCACCUAACAAUGCAGGAAUUCAUGGCUGCUCUGCACCUCAUGACAAGCUCAGACAUCACAGAGGUUAAGCUAAAGGAGAAGCUGAACCUGAAAAGCCGAUGGACUGCUAAGACUGAUCCAAAAUCUGUGUUUACAGACUCCCUUCACCUCUAUAUGUGUGGACUUGCUGCAGAGGCCUGCACUUCAAACCUUGUUCUGCUUGAAGGUACUGAGAACGCCAGAACUGUUGUUCAAAAGCGACAGGAAACUGUGCUUAAGAUUUUGCAGCGCUUUGUUGUCAGUGGACGUCAAACAGGACCAAAGAUUAUUGAGCUGUGCCGGUGUGCCCAUGAAACACAAAACCUCGAUUUGGCCAGGGCUGUUGGUUCAAGAGAUCGAUUUGAGUUGCGGAAUAUAAGACUCAACCCUGUAGACAUUGACGCCUUAGCGUUUGUGACUUCAUCUGUAAAUCAGAUGGUAUAUCUGGACUUUGGUGCCUGCUCCAUUGAACCAGAGUGUCUAAGCCUCCUUGUCAACUGCAAGAACCUGGAAACCCUCAUUUUUCGUAGUCGUAAGUAUGACGACAAGUUUGCAGUGGCUUUGUCUGGGAUCCUGACCCAACUCCAGAGCUUGAAGCAUUUAGAAUUUAUCAGUGCUUGCCUCACUAAUAGCGGAGCUGCUAAGCUUUUCAAGGCUUUGGAGUGCUGCCGGCAAAUCACACACCUUAAUGUGAGUGAUAACCAUCUGUCAGAUGAAAGUGUAAAGAAGAUCGCAGCGAUGAUUCCCAAACUGGCUAACCUCACAUCCGUCAAGUUGGGGAAGAACAACAUUACCAACAGUGGAAUCUUUCUACUCAUUGAAAAAAUGGCAGGCUUGCUGAAAAUUAAGAAAAUCUAUGCAAAUGCACAAGAAAAGAAAAUCGAUGUUCUGUUCUGGUCAAGCCCCACAAACAGUGCAAACACAGAGGACCCAAACAAUGCUGGAAAUUUCAAGGAAGUAAUUUUGAAUGACUUGAAUCUCAGAUGUGUCAAUGUGUCCAAUCUGUGCAAAGUCCUCAAAGGCUGCUCCACUCUUACUGUCCUAAAUUUGUCAUCCAACUUGCUGAGUACCAAUGGUCUGAAGAAGCUGCUUGAACAACUGCCUUCUUUUGACACGCUUAAAGAAAUCAAUGUCAGUGACAAUGCAGUGGAUAUGGAUGGGGUGGUGCUUCUCUCAAAUUACCUUUGUAAUAGUACCUUUUACGUUAAACACCUUAGUGAAGUAAACGCUAGCCACAACGGAAGGAGGAAACUGGUCUUGAAGUUCAGUGGCAGUGAAAGUGAUGCACAGGUGACAUCACAUGACUGUGAUAUUUUGCCCAAAAAAUUCAGCUUAACUGAAUGUGACAUACAGCCUACACACAUGAAGGAGCUGUGUAAGAAUCUGAGCAGUUGCCGAAAUCCGCUAGACUUGGAUUUCUCUCAUGGUACGUUAAUGGAUGAGUCCAUUGGGGAGUUAUUAAGGUUCCUUUCAAAGAUGGUAUCUCUCAGACUGCUUAAUUUAAGUCACGUCCAGAUGUCAACCGAUAGUGCUUUGUUGUUGGUCCAACUGCUUUCUGAUUGCCAGCGCACUGCAGCUGUGGAACUCAGACCACAGGGAAAAGCAUUCGUUAAGUUCCUUCAAGCCACAUCAGAAACUGCAACAUGCAAGUUGAACCAAUAUAAGCUGAGCAGUGCGAAUGUGACAAAGCUCUGUAGUAUACUGAAGCAUUGUCAUCAUCUGACUGAUCUGGAUUUGUCCAGUAACUUCCUUCAAGAUGAGGGUGUGAAGACCUUUGUUCAGAUUUUGCCCAAACUUAAGAUCUCUAAUUCAGUAAGCCUCAACGAUAACAACCUCACUGAAAAUGGGGUGCUCUACCUGCUGAGUUUAAUGAACACAUGCGAAAGGGUGGCUGCUGUGGAAGUGAGUCUCGCAAAGGAGAUGCAGCAGGCUCUGAUUCGCUUUGAUCAGAAGAAUUUAACAGGCAAAUUUUUCAGUCUGAGAAAUUGCUGUUUUGAUUCAAAGCAUUUGAGCAGUUUUGUGGAUACACUUACCAGUUGUCCCAAACUUACCCUCCUGUUAACAUCAUGCACUGUGCAAAGUCAAGAUUUAUACCAUCUACUGAACAAAUUGGCGACACUGAGCUCAAUACAAACUCUAGAGCUAAGAAACAACUCUUUCAAUGCUGAGGCAGUUAGGCAUUUGGUUACUGAAUUGUGUAGAGAUGCAAAUCACAGAACAAUUCGGAUAAUGGAGCCAUGGAUUAAAGGGGAAGCUGCCGUUGACCUGGUGGCAGGCUGCCUUGAAUCAAAUCCACACAUCAAAGAGAUCAGAGUUGAAAAAUCAUGCCUUAACCUUUCUGUUGAAAGCCUCAACUCUGCCGUAGUCCUUCAAGAAAAUGGGAAUUUUCCCCAGAUUGCUGUGGACUCAAUAAGCUUUGAUGACUGUGAAGUGAAGGGGCUGCAUUUAUCCUCACUGAAGUCUACUGUCCAGAAGUGUCCUUCUCUGCAAGAGUUACAGUUCUCUCAGCUGAUGAUGGGAGCAGAUGGGGCAAAGUUUCUCUCUUCAGUUCUUCCCUUGCUGGACAAUCUAAAGACCCUCAGUCUUAAUUCCACAGGAGACACCGAAGCAGUAGUAAUUGCAUUACAGCAUACACAAAAGCACCUGGAAAAGCUGAGUUUGUCCAAUCAUGUAAUCAAAGACAGUGGAGCUGCAGUACUGGGAAACGCUCUUCAGGCCUUGACAAGAAUGCGAUCGCUCAGUCUCUUGCAGUGCUUGAAUUGCACAGCUGCUGGAGGUCGUGAUUUGGUCCGUGGUCUGGUCCAGUGCCGCUCUCUGGAAGAAAUUCGGCUGGAGUCUUUAGAACUGGAUGAAGAAAGUGCAGCUUGCUUUGCACAUGGCCUUCAGACAAUGGUGUCACUUAAAAAUAUCAGUUUGAAGAAUAUGACAUCAAAGGACAGCAGUGGGAUUCUGUGUGUGCUGGCUAGUCUGCAAACACUGAUUGAGCUGGAAGUGUUAGAGUUGUUCGAGUUGAGAAUGGGUGAUCGAGGGAUUGAGGAGCUUGUGAAACACAUCCCUAAUCUAACAAAACUGAAAACAAUAAAUCUUUCAGGGAACUGUGUGAGUGACCAUGCUGGAGAGAUGUUGGUGAAAGCACUGGCACACUGCAAAGCACUGCAACAAAUAUGUCUUUCCAAGAACAAACUUGGACACAGUUUUGCAGCUGUACUGGGUCAGGUUCUUCCAUCUUUCUCUGAGCUCUUUGAGUUGGAUCUCUCUGAGAACCCGAUAGGUUCAGAAGGGUGUUCAAGUCUCUGUACAGGGCUGGUCAACCUGAAGGCAUUAAAAAAACUACACUUAACCGCCAUUGAAACCUCAGACUUGGUUAAUGUUGCAUCUUGCCUAGAACACUGCACGUCUUUAGAGGACGUCAGCUUGGCAUGGAAUGAAUGUGAAAAUGAUGUGGUUCUAAAACUUGCUCAAGUUCUUCCACAAUGCAGUAAACUGAAAAGACUCGAUCUGGAGUCCAAUAAUAUCAACACAUCAGGAGCCAAAAGCCUUGCUAUAUGUUUGCAGCUUUGUCCUUGGAUUGAAGUAAUCAGGCUUUGGCGGAAUCCCAUUCAAAAGGAUGACCCAAUUUUCAAGGACGAGAGGUUGAAUUUCUCAUCAACCUAAUCUAACGCACAAUGGAUCACCAUCUUUAUUAUCCUUUAAAUAUAAUUUCCUUUUUUUUUCUUUCUUUUUUUAAUAUGUAUAUUUCUGUUCAUAUUUAUAGCAUAUAAAAUAUUGAGGUAUUCUGUUUACAUUCAUUUGGAGAACACAUUACCUCACUAUAUCAAUAACAAUAACUCUACAAUGUCACAGUUCAUUUAGUCGUCUAGGAGUCUGAGGUUUAUGGAAGUGAUGUGAAUAAUCCAUGUUUUUUUUACACCUCAAAAGAUUGUAAGAAAUACACUUGAAAGCCUUGUUCUGCAUGUCCAAAAACAUAAUAAUUCUCAGUUCUGUGCUGUUCUUAGGGUUAUUUUUAAGCACACAUUGCAUGUUUACCAAAUUAGAGUUCUCUAGUUCCCAUAAAAAAAAAUAUAUAUAUAGAUUAUUCCUAUGCUGCAUUUGCUUUAUGAUCUGGUUAACUUUUUAAAAUUACAGUCUUCCAUACUCAUCAUAAUAUUUUUAAUAUCCAGUAUAGCUAUGAACAUGCAGAAUGGCUGGGAGCUUAUAUGAUUUUCACACUAAUAAAGCAAAUUUAAAACUUAUCACAAAAAUCAAAAGGCUAAUUAAUGUCCUUCCAUUGACCUGUCCUAGACUUCUCCUUGUUGUGUUCUCCUGCAGAUCUCGUAUUUAUUUCUGUAUAUUUAUACUUAAAUAUCUGAAGAAUUGCACUGGAAAAAUUAAACCUUACUAGACACUGAUGCACAACUGAAUGAUGGUGUGCUGUUUGGUAUGUGAUAAAAAAAACACUGAAAAUAAGAAGUGGCUUAAUUUAGUAUGUAAAAAUUAGUCAUUCGGAAGGCUGACUACGGUACGGUAUACUCUACCUACAUAGGGAAAAAAUAUAUAUAAAUGAUUAACUAGCAAAUAACCAUGAAGUAAUUAUAGUCCAGUGGAGAAAAAUCAUAAGAUUUUAAUUGCCAAAAUAGAAGCAUAAAAUGUGUGAAUUUUAUACCAUUAUCUUUUACAUUUGAUAGCACUAUAGAUAAGUAAAAUGUUUUUGUUAGAUUUGAUGAAUGUUGAUGUGUCCUUGUCAAUAAAGCUUUGGAAUAAUCAGA
Molecule: messenger RNA, 6663 nt
Organism: Clarias gariepinus (North African catfish)
Lineage: Eukaryota; Metazoa; Chordata; Actinopteri; Siluriformes; Clariidae
Gene: nlrc5
Product: NLR family, CARD domain containing 5
Exons: 44
Coding region: 320-5572 (1750 amino acids)
Biological process (GO): inflammatory response; positive regulation of transcription by RNA polymerase II; positive regulation of MHC class II biosynthetic process
Molecular function (GO): protein binding
Source: RefSeq, a predicted model, not a curated record